CGACUCCUCAACUUGACUCACUGAGCUAAACUUCAGAAUGGAGCCGAGGGGAGGAAAAAGCCGUUAGUUGGCACCGUCAGCGGAGAGAAAGUCGCACCGUCCAUGUCUUUAAAACAAACAUCGACCCGCUGACAAUAAAAAAAACCUACCGACAGCAAUGUCGCGAGAAAACACCACGCGAAGCUUGGACAGUAUAGACCUCGCGGCUUUAAGAGAUCCAGCAGGCAUCUUCGAGUUGGUUGAGGUGGUCGGCAAUGGAACCUAUGGGCAGGUAUACAAGGGUCGCCAUGUCAAGACUGGUCAGCUGGCAGCUAUCAAAGUCAUGGAGGUCACAGAGGAAGAAGAGGAGGAGAUAAAGCUGGAGAUUAAUAUGCUGAAGAGUUAUUCUCAUCACAGAAACAUUGCUACUUAUUAUGGUGCCUUCAUUAAAAAAGGACCUGCUGGACAGGACCACCAACUUUGGUUAGUGAUGGAGUACUGUGGUGCUGGCUCUGUGACAGACUUGGUAAAAAAGACUAAAGGAAACUGUUUGAAAGAGGACUGGAUUGCCUACAUCUGCAGAGAGGUGCUAAGGGGUCUUUCCCAUCUUCACUCCCAUCAUGUGAUCCACCGAGACAUAAAGGGCCAAAAUGUUUUGCUCACGGAGAACGCUGAGGUCAAACUGGUUGACUUUGGAGUCUCGGCUCAGUUGGACAAGACGAUUGGUCGAAGGAACACUUUCAUCGGUACUCCCUAUUGGAUGGCUCCAGAGGUCAUCGCCUGUGACGAGAAUCCAGACGCCACCUAUGACUACAGAAGCGAUCUUUGGUCAUUAGGCAUCACUGCACUGGAGAUGGCGGAAGGAGCUCCUCCUCUCUGCGACAUGCAUCCAAUGAGAGCUCUGUUUCUGAUUCCUCGAAACCCCGCGCCCAGACUCAAAUCGAAGAAGUGGUCGAAACGUUUCUUGUCGUUCAUCGACAGCUGCCUGGUCAAAAACCACAUCCACCGACCCGCCACAGACGCUCUGCUGAAGCACGCCUUCAUCAGGGACCUGGCAAAUGAGAGGCAGGUCCGCAUCAUGCUGAAGGACCACCUGGACAGAACCAGGAAGAAGCGAGAGAAGGAGGAUCCAGGCUAUGAGUACAGCGGCAGUGAGGAUGAAGAAGACGAGGUCGCAGAGGAGGAAGGCGAACCCAGUUCCAUAGUGAACUCUCCCGGGGAAUGGACGUUACGACGGGAGUUUCUACGGUUACAGACAGAAGAUCGCCAAGGAGGCAGAGAGGGGGGUCAUGUGGGGGCAGGAGGAGCUCAACAACGACAACAGCAGCAGCACCGGCAGCAGCUGGCUGAGCAGGAGCGGAUCAAGCAGAUUCUGGCCGACCGACAGAGGCGGAUCCAGCAGCAGCAGGAGCAGCGGCAGAAGCUGGAGAACCAGCAGAAGCAGCAGCUGACGGAGUGUGCCUUUCAGUGGGCGGAGCUUCAGGAGGUUUUUAUGGGGGAGGAGUCUGAUCUCCACGACAACAGAAUCCUACUGGAGGAGAAAAACAGGAAGUGUGACAGGAGACAGGUAAAGAUUCAGAGUUUUGCACAUGUAGAGGCUGAAACAUCAAGUCUGCUCACAGAUUCAGUUAACAGACUUAAAACUAAACUGUUUCAUUGCAGCUCUGGUUGCAUGUUUCUUAGAUUUUUUUAUUCUCUGGAUGGUGAACUUUCACCCCAACUCCAAGCCUUUUUGCAACUUUUUACAGAAGUCAGUGCAAUUAGGAGUUGUUUUGUUUUGAGCUUCAACCAUUUCUCAUCAACACUAAUUAGCUUCCGUGUCCCGACUGAUGAAAAGUUUCACCGCAGCAUAAUACUGAUCCACUUUUUUUCUUUUUCGAUACCGAUAUCUGAUGUUUAUUAUAGGCCAAUGUGAUUUGAUACAGAAAAACAGCAGUGAAUUGACUUAAAACUUCUUUCUUUUUUUUAACACAGACAUAAAUGUACCAAAUUACAUAUUAAUUUGCUAACUUUGCAGCAGUACAACACAGUUAAAUACACCAGUAGCUUCAUAUGUUUGGUCAAACAUGUAAAAACAACUUUAAGUUGUUCAGUCAGUUCAAUAAGGAGUAAAACAACCAAU
This is a messenger RNA of Poecilia latipinna (sailfin molly), 2101 nucleotides long. RefSeq names its product mitogen-activated protein kinase kinase kinase kinase 4-like. Gene Ontology annotation, molecular function: ATP binding; protein kinase activity. The transcript is spliced from 14 exons. Gene Ontology annotation, cellular component: cytosol. Lineage: Eukaryota; Metazoa; Chordata; Actinopteri; Cyprinodontiformes; Poeciliidae. The record is from RefSeq and is a predicted model, not a curated record. Bases 158 to 1894 code for a protein of 578 amino acids. Gene Ontology annotation, biological process: protein phosphorylation.